Molecule: messenger RNA, 1164 nt
Organism: Boeremia exigua
Lineage: Eukaryota; Fungi; Ascomycota; Dothideomycetes; Pleosporales; Didymellaceae
Product: putative oxidoreductase
Exons: 2
Coding region: 1-1164 (387 amino acids)
Molecular function (GO): nucleotide binding
Source: RefSeq, a predicted model, not a curated record
AUGGCCGCUAAAAUACAACCCCUACGUACUGCGCUCAUCGGACUGUCGUCUACGGCGGCUACUUCUUGGGCUGCCGUAGCCCAUCUCCCAGGCCUCCUCUCAGAGACAGGCAGAUCCAAGUUUGUCAUUAAAGCGCUUUUAAACAGCAGUGUUGAUGCGGCGAAGUCUGCCAUAAGCACGUACAAACUUCCAGGCGACACCAAAGCAUACGGCUCGCCAGAAGAACUUGCCGCGGACCCGGACAUCGACCUGGUCAUCUGCAAUACAAGGGUUGACAAGCACUACGAGACAAUCAUCCCCAGUAUUCGCGCAGGCAAGGAUGUGUUUGUAGAGUGGCCGAUUGCGGGUAAGAAAGAGCAUAUUGAAGAGAUAGUUCAGACGGCGAAGCAGAGCGGAUCUCGUGUCGCGGUAGGUCUACAAAGACGGGGGAACCCAAUCGUUUUGAAAGUAAAGGAGCUGGUGAGCGGCCGUGACGCGAAGCUGGGGACGCUGCUGAGUGCAGAUGUACGACUUCAUGGCGCCUCGAAUGACCGCGAGAUCCUGCCAGCUGGGCUCCGGUACUUCACCCAGAAAGAGAUCGGCGGCAAUGUCAUAACCAUCGGCAUUGGACAUGCGCUCGACACCCUCCUCGCCGCCAUCGGCGACCUCGAGCCCUCCACAGUGCAAUCCAAGUCGCAAAUCCAGCGCCCAGAAGUGCGUAUUCGUGACCCCUCCAGCGGCGCAAUCAUCGACACAGUCACCUCUGACGUUCCUGAUCUGCUCUCGUUCAACGCCCAGCUCAAGCCAUCCCCUCACACAGCUCCCAACGCCACCCUCUCCUUCUUUUACCGCCGCGGCCAGUCGUUCCCGGGCACUCCGGCACUGACCUGGACGCUUAACUUCCAGCAUGGAGAGAUCAAGGUCGAGUCGCCUACAUCUGGAUUUCUCGAGCCGGGGCCUAAAGAUGAGCCUAUCACGAUCCACGUGCACCGGUAUGAUGAUGAUAGCGUCGAGGUGGUCGAGUGGAACUGGAGCCCCGAGCAAGCAGUGCUGCCCCUUUCUGCGCGAUCUGUGUCAGCGACUCUGUUUGCUUUUGCGGAUGGAAGGCCUGCAGGAGAGGGAUGGGUUAGUGUUGACGAUGCGGCGAGGCGGGCAGUGGUGAUUGAGAAAUUUCUCAGUGUUUGA